AUGGCUAGGCUUCAUACUUCGAGGAUUAAUAGUUGGAUGGACAAGGCCGCUGUAGAUCACGAAGAUGGUCUCACAGUCGCCCAGUUGAUGUUAACAAAUGAUGAUCUUAAGCCUGUUGAGCCCGCGCGUCGCCAAUGGGGAGCGUGGAAUUUUGUUGGCUUUUGGGUUGCCGAUUCCUUCAACAUCAACACGUGGAUGAUUAGCUCGUCCAUGAUCGUGGGCGGACUCUCGUGGUGGCAGUCCUGGCUCUGCGUAUGGAUUGGAUACGCAAUCGCUGGAUGCUUUAUCUGCAUGACCGGUCGCAUCGGAGCCAUGUACCAUAUCGGUUUCCCGGUUGUGAGCCGAUCGAGUUUCGGAAUAUGGGGCUGCCUCUGGCCCGUAUUUAAUCGUGCUGCCAUGGCGUGUAUUUGGUACGGUGUGCAGUCGUAUAUUGGUGGGCAUUGCGUAUAUCUCAUGAUUCGAUCCAUCUGGCUCAGUUGGGACCGCAAAACUAUCCCGAACUCGUUCUCCGAGGACUCGGGAACCACAACCGCUGAUUAUGUCUCCUUUUUCCUCUUCUGGCUUUUGUCGCUACCGGCAAUUUGGUUCCCCGUGCAUCAAAUUCGACAUCUUUUCACCGUCAAGGCUUACUUCGUUCCUUGUGCCGGCAUCGCUUUCUUGAUAUGGGCACUUGUUCGCGCUGGAGGCCCGGGCCCUAUUGUCCGACAACGAGCAACGAUAGAGGGUAGCGACCUUGCAUGGGAGUUUAUUAAGGGUGUUAUGAGUUCGAUUGCCAACUUUGCAACACUCAUUGUAAACGACCCUGACUUCUCUCGUUUCUCCACUAAGCCUCGUGAUGCUCUUUGGUCGCAGCUUUUAACCGUCCCUAUCGGCUUUGCCAUCACCUCCUUGAUCGGCAUAUUGGUCUCAUCUAGCUCAGUCAUCAUUUACCCCGGGAGCCAGCCGAUCUGGGACCCCCUUGACCUACUGGAGAGAUUUAUCGACGAUGGUAGUUCCGGUCAACGUUUUGGCGUCUUCGUCAUCUCUUUCGCUUUUGCCCUGGCUCAGUUGGGCACAAAUAUCGCAGCGAAUUCGGUUUCAGCGGGGACUGAUAUGACGGCACUACUUCCGCGGUUCAUCAACAUUCGCCGUGGUGGCUAUAUCUGUGCUGUUGUUGGCUUAGCCAUGUGCCCCUACAACUUGCUCACAUCGAGUAAUCAGUUCACGACCUAUCUUUCGUCUUAUUCCGUCUUUCUUAGCUCAAUAGCGGGCGUCAUGUGUAGCGAUUACUACCUGGUCCGAAGAGGCUAUCUCGAAAUCAAAGAGCUUUACGACGCUCGUAAGACAGGGCCGUACUACUUUACUUAUGGCUUUCAUUGGAGAGCUUACGCGGCAUAUAUCAGUGGUAUUCUCAUCAACGUGGUUGGAUUUGCCGGGGCGGUGAAUGGCGGCAACGUUCCUAUGGGAGCAACUUACAUCUAUAAUUUCAACUUCUUCUGUGGAUUCAUUAUUUCUGGGGUGAUGUACUGGGCUUUAUGCAAGCUGUUCCCCGUACCAGCCUGCAGCGAUACAUGGAUGGAAGUGGGUGAUCAGAUUGAUGAGGUCAGACUUGCCUACGACCAUAAUAGUAGUCAGCAAGAAGAGUUUGAUGAAGAGGCAGAUAUUGAUAACAAGUACGGCAAGAAUCAUCAAAAAAAUGUAUGA
Messenger RNA from Daldinia decipiens, 1683 nucleotides. RefSeq names its product permease for cytosine/purines, uracil, thiamine, allantoin-domain-containing protein. The coding region runs from base 1 to 1683 and encodes 560 amino acids. The record is from RefSeq and is a predicted model, not a curated record. The transcript has 3 exons. Lineage: Eukaryota; Fungi; Ascomycota; Sordariomycetes; Xylariales; Hypoxylaceae. Gene Ontology annotation, cellular component: plasma membrane. Gene Ontology annotation, biological process: nucleobase transport; transmembrane transport. Gene Ontology annotation, molecular function: nucleobase transmembrane transporter activity.